Messenger RNA from Tetranychus urticae (two-spotted spider mite), 2055 nucleotides. The record is from RefSeq and is a predicted model, not a curated record. NCBI's taxonomy places the organism in Eukaryota, Metazoa, Arthropoda, Arachnida, Trombidiformes, Tetranychidae.
AUGUUGUCAUCAAAUGGAGCCAAUGGAGGUCUUCAAAAACCAUUGCGAUUACGACGAGUUAAUCAUUCAGACGAGGUUGUCUCGGGAUUCAGUAAACUCCUUAAAACUGAAUCCAUGACAGAUGUUACUCUAAUAUGUUCAGGAGGACAAACAAUUAGAGCUCAUCGUGUUAUUUUAUCAACUUUUUCACCCUAUUUUAGGGCCAUCUUUGAAUCACAACCCUUCUCCAAUAAUCCUUAUGACAACAAAAGCAAAUCAGAAGGCAAUGAUAAUCCUAAUGGAGCAGAAAGUAGAAAUCAAGUUGAAUCGACUGAUGAGACUGUCGAUGUUGAUGGAAACACAGCUGAUGAAGCUGAAGACUUAACCAAUGCUAAUGAUGGUGAUGAAUCUGAAUUGAAAGAAUGUAGUGAUGAAAGUAAAGAAACUGACGAAGAGCAAAAAUCCAAAAGUCGACACAAGAAGUCUACUCCUAGGAAAACUGUCGCUUCUGAUGAUAUGGGUGACUCUUACUCUACUGAGAACGCUCAAGGAGAUGAAGAAGAUGAAGAUGGAAGGAAAAAAGAAGAAAAUUAUAUGAAUGAUGGUGGGUCAGACGAAGAUGAUGAUAGUCCAGUUAUUUUAAAAGCAACAAUCGAUGAUGUUAGUGAUUACAUUGACGAGGAUGAUCUAAACGAGGAAAACGAUGAUUAUGAGACAAGUGGAGGUAUUGAUAGAGAUGUUAUAUUCCAAAGGCAACAACAACUUAGAUUACAGCAAUUACAACAACAACAAAAGUACCAACAACAAAUGCAAUUCCAAUUACUUCAAGAACAACAAGAGGCCAAACUGCUUGAACUUCAUCAACAAUUACAACAAGCAACAACCAAUGAUACAAUUGUACCAGAUCAAGAUGACUCUGCACCAGAAUUGAGUUUAGAUUGGCAAGAAGGUUUUACAGAUGAAAGUUUCCCUUUGAUAACCGAUCUAAGAACAGGAUCCGCAGCUUCUUUAACCUCAAACAAUCGGUCUGGACUCGACAAGAAUGUUUCUGAUAAUGAUUCUACUUCUAAUAAUUGUAAACAAGCAAUGCCUGAUUUCCUCCAACCUCGAGGACCUGGUAGACCCAGAAAGGGUAACAAAUCAAACGAUAUCAGUCCAUGUCCAGAAUGUAAUAAGGUAUUUGUCCGACCUGAUGUACUUAAACUUCAUUUCCGUAGUGUUCAUCUCAAUGAAAGACAUCCUUGUAAUAUGUGUCCCAAAAUAUUCAAAUGGCCGGGUGAUUUAUCUAAACACAAAAGAACCAAACAUCCUGAAGCAAUGGCAGCCCUUAAUAAUCAAAAAAACCAAUCUAGUAAUAGUUAACCUCUGUUAAUGGAAAUUAAAACGUAACAAUUGUUAAUUUAAUUUAGUGUUGGCAUCUUCACCAUUUCAUUUCUACAUAUUACUCUUCCAUUCACUCAUCUUGUCUCCAUUUCAUCUUAUUCAUUUUCUUAUCCACCUGAAUCAUCCUGUUCAUCGUCAUGGCACCAAAUUACGGGCUUCACUUCAAAGAUUAAUAUUUUUAUUAUUGUUAUUUUGUCUUUUGAAAUUCUCUUCUUUAAGCUUCCAUAUAAAAUCUUAUGUAUAGAAGACUCCAGGUUAAUUGCCUCAAAAGAUCUACUCUAAACGCAUCCCAGGUUUCUUGAAACCAUUAAUAUAUAUCUGAUUAUUAUUUAUAAUUUUUUAUUUCUACCAGAGUUUUGCAAGAAAUUUAUCAAAUUAUCAAACUUAUACAAAUAAUAUAUUUUUUAUUUUUGAUGAAACAAUGAAAUUAUCAAAUUCAAACAAUAGCAACUCUUAAAUCCUAGUGAAAAACAAACAAUAAGUCAAUCAUCACCCUAUUGUUAGAAAAGACUUAAUUGUUACUUGAUUCUCAAUUGAAUCUCUUGAAGAUAAUUUUUUAAAGUAAAUCAAAUUUUUUGUAUCACCAAUUGCAAAGUCUAACUGAUAACUGAUUCCCAUACUUGGGUCACCAAAAGUUAAUGAAUGUUUAUAAUUAUAAUCGCUUCUGCUUAAUAAAGAGACUAUUAAUAAACA